GGCGGCGUCAUGUGAUCCGCUUCCCUGCUCCUUUAAGCGUCCACAGGCGGCGGAGCGGCCACAAUCACAGCUCCGGGCACUGGGGGAGCCCGAGCCGGCUGCGCCCGGGGAAUCGGUGCGGGCGCCUUUCGUCCCGGUCCCAUCCUCGCCACACUCCGGCACCCCAGAAGUUUUGCAGCGUCCAGAGAGGAGGCGAGGAAGGAGGGAGCGUGAGCAGGGAGGAAGCAAAAAAAAAAAAACACCACACACCCUGAAACAUUUAUUUUAAGGAGAAAGGGGGAGAACAGGGGGGCGCAAAAAUGGCUGGGGCAAUUAUAGAAAACAUGAGCACCAAGAAGCUGUGCAUUGUUGGUGGGAUUCUGCUCGUGUUCCAAAUCAUCGCCUUUCUGGUGGGAGGCUUGAUUGCUCCUGGGCCCACAACAGCAGUGUCCUAUAUGUCAGUGAAAUGUGUGGAUACCCAUAAAAACCAUCACAAGACAAAAUGGCUAAUGCCUUGGGGAGCCAACCAGUGUGACAAGAUCCGAGACUUCAAUGAAGCAAUUACAAAGGAAAUCCAAGCCAAUGACAUUGUUUUUUCUGUGCACAUUCCCCUCCCUUCCAUGGAGAUGAGUCCUUGGUUCCAAUUCAUGCUGUUCAUCCUCCAGCUGGAUAUUGCCUUCAGGCUGAACAAUCAGAUCCGAGAAAAUGCAGAAGUUUCGAUGGACGUUUCGCUGGCUUACCGGGAUGAUGUGUUUGCUGAAUGGACAGAAAUGGCCCAUGAAAGAGUGCCACGAAAACUCAAAUGCACCUUUACAUCCCCCAAGACCCCAGAGCAUGAGGGGCGUUACUAUGACUGCGAUGUCCUUCCGUUCAUGGAAAUUGGCUCGGUAGCUCAUAAAUACUACCUCCUAAACAUCCGACUGCCUGUCAACGAGAAGAAGAAAAUCAACGUCGGGAUCGGGGAGAUAAAGGAUAUCCGUCUGGUGGGGAUCCAUCAAAAUGGAGGCUUCACCAAGGUGUGGUUUGCCAUGAAGACCUUCCUCACACCCAGUAUCUUCAUUAUCAUGGUGUGGUACUGGAGGAGGAUUACCAUGAUGUCUCGACCCCCGGUGCUUCUGGAAAAAGUCAUCUUUGCCCUUGGAAUUUCCAUGACCUUUAUUAACAUCCCAGUGGAAUGGUUUUCCAUUGGGUUUGACUGGACCUGGAUGCUGUUGUUUGGUGACAUUCGACAGGGCAUCUUUUAUGCAAUGCUUCUCUCCUUCUGGAUCAUCUUCUGUGGCGAGCACAUGAUGGAUCAGCAUGAGCGGAAUCACAUUGCAGGAUACUGGAAACAAGUCGGGCCAAUUGCCGUUGGCUCUUUCUGCCUCUUCAUCUUUGACAUGUGUGAGAGAGGGGUGCAACUCACGAAUCCUUUCUACAGUAUCUGGACUACAGAUGUUGGAACAGAGCUGGCUAUGGCGUUUAUCAUUGUGGCCGGGAUUUGUCUCUGCCUCUACUUCCUGUUUCUGUGCUUCAUGGUGUUUCAGGUCUUUCGGAACAUCAGUGGGAAGCAGUCCAGCCUGCCAGCCAUGAGCAAGGUCCGGCGACUGCACUAUGAGGGUCUAAUUUUCAGGUUUAAGUUUCUCAUGCUUAUCACCUUGGCCUGUGCUGCUAUGACUGUCAUCUUCUUCAUUGUUAGUCAGGUGACUGAAGGCCAUUGGAAGUGGGGCGGGGUCACAGUCCAGGUGAACAGUGCCUUUUUCACCGGCAUCUAUGGAAUGUGGAACCUGUACGUCUUUGCUUUGAUGUUCUUAUAUGCACCAUCCCACAAGAACUAUGGGGAUGACCAAUCCAAUGGUGAUCUGGGCGUCCACAGUGGGGAAGAACUCCAGCUCACCACCACUAUCACCCACGUGGAUGGACCCACCGAGAUCUACAAGUUGACCCGCAAGGAGGCCCAGGAGUAGGAAGAGGCUACCUCCCCGCCCCCAGCCACUCUACCUGGAGUGGGGAGUGUGCCCAAGAGAGCUCAGAGCACAAGCAUAUGCCCCUGUCUCUUAGCUGUGGGACAUUUUGUCGGUUUGCCUUCUUAUGGUAGCCUUCAGAGGAAGAUUCCUGCAGCCACUAGUGCGUCGUGUGAUAACAAAGCCUAUGUAUGACACAUUUUUGGUGACCAUUGUUAAUUAGUGACAUAGGAACAUCUGUAGCAGGUGGUUAGUCACCUCGUGUCAGGGGUGUAUCCUUAGGGGAUGGUUUGGGCCAGCUGUGGGGACUGUACUGUGUCAAGUGGAAUAUUUGACUCUUUUUCCUGUUUUAAACUCUAGGAUAGAUUUUAAACAUCUUUUGCAGUCCAAGAUAGACUGGGGUCAUAGUCUCACCCCUAGUCCAUGACCACUUUUUUUUUCCUAUUUAUAUCACCAGGUAGCCUCUUGCAUUAAUAUUUAAGUUGCAUCUUUCUUUUUUAUGGCAUAAUGUAAAAUAACUGAAUUUCAUCAAAAAGUCUAUUACACCAGGGGCAUUUCAGCUUUGAAACCAAAUCUUGUGUAACCAGUACUGACUAAUCUGUUGGAUGUGGGUUUAAAAAAAAUGUUUGCUAAACUAUUCAAGUAGAAUUUAUUGUAUUAAAUGGCCUUUGGGUCUGAAAUGCGCUUUUUUUUAAAAAAAAAAAAAGCCUCUCGCUUAAAUGUGUCUUCUUUUGAUAAGAUGCUUCAAACAGCCUCCAAAAAUAUCAAUUUGGCCAUUUAAAGAAACCUGUAU
Elephantulus edwardii (Cape elephant shrew) is the source of this 2715-nucleotide messenger RNA. It is a transcript of the gene WLS, whose product is annotated as wntless Wnt ligand secretion mediator. The transcript has 12 exons. Gene Ontology annotation, cellular component: endomembrane system; organelle membrane. Gene Ontology annotation, molecular function: Wnt-protein binding. The record is from RefSeq and is a predicted model, not a curated record. The coding region runs from base 300 to 1925 and encodes 541 amino acids. NCBI's taxonomy places the organism in Eukaryota, Metazoa, Chordata, Mammalia, Macroscelidea, Macroscelididae. Gene Ontology annotation, biological process: intracellular protein transport; Wnt signaling pathway; Wnt protein secretion.